This is a messenger RNA of Anopheles marshallii, 3171 nucleotides long. Its product is annotated as retinoblastoma family protein-like. Gene Ontology annotation, molecular function: RNA polymerase II transcription regulatory region sequence-specific DNA binding. NCBI's taxonomy places the organism in Eukaryota, Metazoa, Arthropoda, Insecta, Diptera, Culicidae. The coding region runs from base 1 to 3171 and encodes 1056 amino acids. The record is from RefSeq and is a predicted model, not a curated record. The transcript is spliced from 9 exons. Gene Ontology annotation, cellular component: nucleus; transcription regulator complex; chromatin. Gene Ontology annotation, biological process: regulation of transcription by RNA polymerase II; cell differentiation; negative regulation of G1/S transition of mitotic cell cycle.
AUGUCGGCAAACGAGGAAACGGCUCCGAAUCCCCCGAUGAGUGGUGUGCGGGAAAGGCUUCGGGAAAACCUUAGGGAAAUUUGCCGUUCGCUUAACAUCGAUUCCAACACGGAGCAGUCAUCGUGGGAUGCGAUCGAGACUACUCUCGAACAGUUCGAACUUACGGGCAAUCCAAGGCACUGGAUAUGCUGCGCUCUUUACGGUGAAUGUCUUAAGGAGCUUCCUGCUGUUGGUCAUCCGGGUCACUUCGUACAGGGCAAUGGUGUUAACAUUACAAAGUUGCUGACGCAGUGCAAUAUUAGCAUCCAGGAUUUCUUCACCAUGAUGAAGUAUUGGGCUGAAAUUCGUUCGCUGCCCGGUCACCUACAGAAGAGACUGGAUAAUUUGCUUCACGGUUUUUCCGUCUCGAUCACCGUGUAUACCGUGUUCUGCGAGAUGUUUCCGCGCAUCUUCAACGAAGCGAACAUCGUACCGGAUGAACCGAAGCGUAGCAAGAAAUCGAAACCAAACCCGUGCUCGUACAAUAAGCUGCGCGAGUUCUGCUGGGUGCUGUUUCUCAACGUGAAGGAAGAGCACAGCGAGCAACGGAACGAUCUCGCCACCGCCAAGGAUCUGUGCGUGUGCGUAUUCGAUCUCAUCUAUAUCAAUCUGGUUGCCGAAGGGCGGAUGGAUCUGAUCAAUCCGAAAGUGCUGAGCGAGGGAGGCAGCAGCUCGGUGGAUGGUACGACUGCUGCGGCCGAAGCAGCUAUGAGGGUAAACUUAAGGGAGCAGCUGUGCAAAGAGUACGCGACCUCGAGCGAGAGCGUGGACUAUACGAACCUUAACAUAUUCCUGACCUCACUGGCGGGAAUGUUGGAGGCGAAUGAACUGAAAGGUACAACGGUCACGGACCUGUACGGAAUUAAAUUGGCCAGUGAAACCUACACGGGUCUCGUUUCGGUGCUCAAUUUCGAGGAAAAUAAUAAAUCGCUUAACCGUCGCUACGAAAGUGCCAUCCUGAAGUGUGGCAUGUUGGACGAGCGAAUUGUACUCAGCAGCCGUACGUCACCAACGAGCCAACGGAAUCGCUGGAGUGAUAGCAUUGCAAGCCAUCCGCGAACCCCGCUUAGCAUCAAGUCGGGCCGGGCUGGUGCGAUGAGCGUCAAUCGGAUCGGUUUCGAUGGUGGUCGAACCGUCGCAACCGGUGGUAGCGGAUCGGAGCUGUCAACAAACAGCUCGUUCCACGUGCGCGGUACGCUCACACAGUUGAUGAAGAAAAUCCAAGGCCACCAUAGGGGCCAACCGCGGGGUAAUUUUCUAGUGCUAAUGAAAAACUGUACCCCUAGUCCGCUUGAUAUCGUGCUGGAGCACGUUGCACGGAUGAGGAAUCGGUUUGUGGAGAAGCUAACUAAAAGUGAAGGAUGGCAUUCACGGUUAGCCGAAAACCGAUUCGAUGCGAUCGAGGGACUGUAUUAUCGGCUGCUGGAAAAUAUUAUUCCGUGGGAGUUGAAGAAACGACCAACGAUGACGGUACCGAAGGUGAUCUUUGACCUAUCUACGAACAGUAUGUUCAACGAGACCGUGAUCGUAUGUGCGGCAGAAGUCAUUUUCUUCCUCCGCCAGGAGCAGCACAAUUACCCCUGGAUACUGGAUGUGUUCGGCAUGGAACCGUUUCAGUUCUUCAGCAUCAUCGAAGUGACGGUAUCAGCGAACAGUGAUAUAUUCACGUCCGACAUCGUGAACCAUCUCCGCAGGAUUGAGGAGCAGACCGUUGAUUCGCUAAGUUGGAAGAGUUCCUCGAUGCUAUGGGAUUGUAUGGAGAAGGAAAACUAUAAAAUACCAUCCAAUAAGGAUGUUGAGAUGCGGGCGGAAAUAGCAGGAGUAACGCCGCUGAAGAGUGAUUCCAUACCCAACACACCGAACGGUACUCGUGCCGGCAGCUCAUCCGGAAUUGCAGGUUCCACUGCCGCCGGUCCUUCAUCUGCGAUGGUAACUUCAGCAACCGGGCGUCCGACACCUCAUCCCGAUUCGGCCAAAAAAAAGCUGUUUGUUGAUCCUGCCGCGACGCCAUCAAAAAUAUCACCGGCAUCAGUGACAACAACGUCCAAUACAUCCAGCAACAGCGUUACUGGCACUGUUGCAGGUGGUACUGGUUCAGGCACCGGACCAUCUGUCGCGUCGUCCGAAGUGGCCAAUGUGCCAGGCUAUGUUAUCAACGGAAGCAAUGAUUCCAAGUCUAUCUCAUCCCUAAGUUCUCCUCAGCGUAGCAUCAACGAUCAUAAUCCACCUUCGAUUGAAACGCGCCGGUUGAACUUUUUCUUCCGCAAGAUGUACCAGGUCGCGUACUAUCGGCUGUGCAAUCUCUGCCAGAAUCUCGGCAUCGAGUCGGAACCGACCCAGAAGCUGAUCUGGACAAUAUUUGAGUUUACGAUUACGAAAUGGUCGAAGGAUUUGACGCGUGAUCGCCACUUGGAUCAGCUGCUCAUGUGUGCGAUCUUCGUGACGGUACGCCUCAAGAAGUUAUCGAACACGUUCAAACAGAUCAUGCACUGCUACUUGAGUCAGCCACAGGCAAACAGCUCCAUCUAUCGGAGCGUGUUCAUUCGUUACGAAAACACAACAGCAGGCGAGGUACACACCAACAAAGGGGACGACACAAAUGGCAGGAAAGAUGAGCCGGCAGGUGAAAACGAACGGUUGCCAGUGACGGAAAUGGGAGGCACAUCGGUGCAGUACGGUCGGGAAGUAUACGGUGAUAUAAUCAAGUUCUACAACGAUAUCUAUGUUAGGAAGGUGUAUGAUUUUGCCAUUAAGUAUAUCAACAUUGACGUGUCGCAGGAAUCAUUAUUCCUCUCGCCUACGCCCAAAUCGCAAACACGCAACAUACAGAAAUCACCACGCCAGAUCAGCUCCGGCAUAAAUCUGUACGUAUCGACCACAAACAAGAUUAGCUCGUUGCAGGACUCACCGAACGUUCGCGUACUCACUUUCUCUUCGAGCCCUGGACAAAGCCCAACGAUACACGACCGUAAGAUACCAGUAUCGGCUCGUGACAAAUCAGGAGAUACGGUUGUUCGCAAUAGAGCCGAAUCAACCGCAUUCGAAUCAGGUUUACCAUCGAAAAUGAGGCGGCUAGAUAAAAUCCAUCAGGAUCGGCAGCACCAGGAUCACGAGUCCUCGGAACACGAAUAG